AAUCAUUUGGGACGUGAUAGUAAUGCUAAAAUCCGCGCAGCAGAUCUGGCAACCUGGACUGGGGGCAAAGGUCAAAGUAGUGAUGAAGGUUCCGUCUCAGUAGAGGAGCCGCACUUGUUUAUUUUGUUUUUAAAAUUAUAUUUGAGGUGAGGGGCAUAAAUUAUGGCACGUUUGGUUGCAAUUUGUCGGGACGGGGAAGAAGAAUACCCAUUUCUUACCAGACAGAUCCCACUGUACAUUGAUGACAGCUUAACUAUGGUUAUGGAAUUUCCUGACAGUGUUGCUGAUGUUGAUAGCAAUGAUAUCAAUUCCCCCUCCUUUAAACAGUUUUCUAAGUAUUACUCCAAACUGACACAUCAGGACUUGAAUAUUGCUCUAAUGGUGACAUCUAGAGAGGUCUACAGUGCUCUGUCACAGUUUGUUCCAUGUGUGGGCUGUAGGAGGAGUGUGGAGCGCCUCUUUUCUCAUCUAGUUGAAUCAGGGAGCCCAGCUUUGGUACCCCUCACUGUGAAAUCUACAGCCAUGCUUUCUGUAACAAAGUCCUGUAUGUCAGAUUUGAAGAAGCUUUACUCUCUCUUCUACGUUCAUGGGUCAAAGUUAAAUGAUUUGAUUGACGCCAUUCCAAAAAGCAAAAAAAAUAAACGAUGUCAGUUACACUCCUUAGAUACACACAAACCCAAGCCUUUAGGGGGAAGCUGGAUGGAUGUGUGGGAGCUCAUGUCACAAGAAUGCAGGGAUGAGGUGGUGGUCAUCGAUAGUGCAUGUCUCCUAGAGACACUAGAGGAAUACCUGCGUAAACACAAAUUUUGCGCUGAUUGUAAAAAUAAAGUGCUAAGAGCAUACAACAUCCUUGUAGGGGACUUGGACAGCAGUAAAGAGAAGGGCUACUGUGCUGCUCUGUUUGAAGGUUUGUGCUGCUGUCCACAUGAACGCCACAUACAUGUGUACUGUGAGACUGACUUCAUUGCUCACCUUCUUGGUCGGGCUGAGCCUGAGCUUUCUGGGGGCUAUGAACGAAGAGAGAGACACGCUAAGACUAUUGAUAUUGCACAAGAAGAGGUCCUUACCUGUAUAGGUAUUCACCUUUAUGAACGACUGCACAGAAUUUGGCAGAAACUCCGAGCAGAAGAGCAGACAUGGCAGGUUUUAUUUCAUUUAGGAAUUGAUGCACUACGGAAAAGUUUUGAGAUUGCAGUGGAGAAGUUGGAGGGCAUCAGUCGGCUAGAGCAGUUUUUUGAAGAGCUGUCUGAAGAAGAGAGGGCUAAAGAGCUUAAACUGGAGAAAAAAAGACAAAAGAAGAAAAACCGUCGCAAAAAUAAGUGUGGCAAUGAGAUGGCUGAACAGGAAGCGGAGAUUGAGAAGAGAGUCCCUGACGUGGGAUCUGUUGAGUCUGUGGAGAGCUGUUGCCAUGGCUGUGAAAGCCAUUAUGAAGAUGAAAAUGUCUGUCAAGACCCAGUCACUACUAAUGAAAACAUGUCCUGCACGUGCUCAGGCAACACCAAACAAGAUCUGUCUACGCACAGCAAUGGUAGUGACUGUGGGUACUCAUCAAGCAGUGAAAUUUGCUCUCGAGAAGGUUCAGAUGUUGCCUGCUCAGAUGGAAUUUGCAACCAUGAUGAAACAGGUGAUAACAGUAAUAUCCAUUGUACUGAAGAUGGAGCAGACUGUUGUCUGGACUGUUGGCACAAAGAAGAGCAAUGUGCAAGUAAAAAAGGAUCAUGCUCUGAUCUAUGCAACAAUGAGGGACAUAAGGAUGAACAACAACUAUUGCACUUGCACCCAACCAAUGAAACCCUUUCGUGUGGAAAUACUUUGGCCAACAGCACCUUACAUUGGCCUUGGAUUGCACAUAAACCGGAUUGUGGGUUCAAAAUUACUCUUUUGGAACUACAGGAGUCUACGGUUUAUUCAAAUGAAGAGAAUGGCUUAACCAAAGAGGAAAUCCAGUCAUUCUAUGAAAAACAUCCAACAUUCCUCCAAGAACGCCAUCUAUUCCGCCAGCGCAUUAAGAAAAGAUUCUUUGACUAUUGCCAUGCUGCUACAAGGAGGAAAGUGGUUGGCCACAGCUAGUGUCAAUAGCUGCAUUAAAGUUGCUCUCUAGUGAAAA
Boleophthalmus pectinirostris (great blue-spotted mudskipper) is the source of this 2107-nucleotide messenger RNA. RefSeq names its product gametogenetin binding protein 2 (gene ggnbp2). Gene Ontology annotation, cellular component: nucleus; cytoplasm. Bases 163 to 2070 code for a protein of 635 amino acids. The record is from RefSeq and is a predicted model, not a curated record. Lineage: Eukaryota; Metazoa; Chordata; Actinopteri; Gobiiformes; Gobiidae. The transcript has 14 exons.